AUGUCUUGGAAGCUGGGAAAGAAAUUCAAAGAAGGUGCAAACCUUGGCUCUCGCACACCUCUCGACCGCUCUGCGACACCCACACCCGGCAACCCGGGUGCCGACGCAAGUGCAUCUUCGUCCUCUUCCAACCUUCUGGCCUCGUCCGAUGGCGCACCUAUCCCACGCUCCGGUCUCUUGACCAUCCGUGUCAUUGAUGCUCGUGGCUUGACUCUGCCGCCCGGUAUGCAAACACCACCUGCUGUGGCACGAGCUUUGGCACAACACAACCCGAACGCCUCCUCCCUCGCACAAUCCUUUGGCGGCGCGCAUCGCGAGAACAGGCAGAGCAUGCAGCGCAAGCAAUGCUGGUGGUUGCCUUACCUUGUUCUCGAGUUCGACAAGAACGAGAUUCUCAUCGAUGCCAUUGGUGGUGACGUUCAAGGCCCCACUUGGAUGUUCCGUGCCCAUUUUGACGUCUCUCGUAUCUCCGAGAUCAGCUUGCAGACCUACCUGCGAUCAGGUGACGGUCACAGCACUCAUCAGCCCGAAUCGAACGGCGAUGGUCAAGGUGACGAUGUGAUGGGUGUCAGCGAUAUCUAUCUGGGCGGUGUCAAGUUUGUUCCCGACUUUGAGAACCAACGAACCUCCGAUGCGUGGUACCCACUUGCUGGCGGCCACGGUCAGAUCCACGUCCAGGUUUCCUACAGAAGCGACUCCCGCAGCUCCCUCAACAUGGACGCUUUCGAACUGCUCAAAGUCAUCGGCAAAGGUAGCUUCGGCAAAGUCAUGCAAGUCCGCAAACGCGACACCUCUCGUAUCUAUGCUCUCAAAACCAUCCGCAAAGCUCACAUUGUCUCGCGGUCCGAAGUCACCCACACUCUGGCUGAACGCACCGUCCUCGCACAGGUCAACAACCCUUUCAUCGUCCCGCUCAAGUUCUCCUUCCAGAGUCCAGACAAGCUUUACCUCGUUCUUGCCUUUAUCAACGGUGGUGAGCUCUUCCACCACUUGCAACGAGAAGGAAGGUUCAACGAGGAACGUUCGCGUUUCUACGCUGCCGAGCUGCUGUGUGCGCUCGAGCACCUGCAUGGCUUCAACGUCGUCUAUCGUGACUUGAAGCCAGAGAACAUUUUGCUCGACUACACUGGUCACAUUGCGCUCUGCGAUUUCGGUCUCUGCAAGUUGAACAUGGGCGAUCAAGAAACAACAAACACCUUCUGCGGUACACCCGAGUACCUCUCUCCCGAGCUACUCUUAGGGCAGGGCUACACGAAAGCAGUCGAUUGGUGGACACUCGGUGUUCUACUCUACGAAAUGCUGACUGGUCUACCACCCUUCUACUCAGAAGACGUCAACGAGAUGUACCGCAAGAUCCUCCAAGAUCCCCUGCGAUUCGGCGACGAAGUCUCACCGGAUGCACGUCACCUUCUUACUCUUCUCCUCAACCGCGAUCCAGCUCAGCGUCUAGGAAGUGGCAGUCAUGGAGCAGCAGACAUCAAAGAUCACCCAUUCUUUGCCAAGCAUAUCGACUGGAAGCUCUUACUCGCGAAAAAGAUUCCUCCGCCCUUCAAACCUAGUGUUGCUUCGGCGAUCGAUACCAGUAACUUCGACCCAGAGUUUACGAACGAGCCUCCGAUGGAUAGCGUUGUGGACGAUAGCCACAUGUUGUCGGCGACGGUGCAGGAGCAGUUUGUUGGGUUCAGUUAUAAUGCUCCUAAUGCUAUGGGCGCUGGUGAGAGUUUGCGUGAUUGA
Messenger RNA from Ustilago hordei, 1734 nucleotides. Its product is annotated as putative Serine/threonine-protein kinase gad8. The transcript is spliced from 2 exons. Gene Ontology annotation, molecular function: ATP binding; protein serine/threonine kinase activity. The coding region runs from base 1 to 1734 and encodes 577 amino acids. The record is from RefSeq and is a predicted model, not a curated record. Lineage: Eukaryota; Fungi; Basidiomycota; Ustilaginomycetes; Ustilaginales; Ustilaginaceae. Gene Ontology annotation, biological process: protein phosphorylation.